Molecule: messenger RNA, 2394 nt
Organism: Cariama cristata (Red-legged seriema)
Lineage: Eukaryota; Metazoa; Chordata; Aves; Cariamiformes; Cariamidae
Product: villin-1-like
Exons: 18
Biological process (GO): actin filament severing; regulation of lamellipodium morphogenesis; barbed-end actin filament capping
Cellular component (GO): cytoplasm; actin cytoskeleton; lamellipodium
Molecular function (GO): phosphatidylinositol-4,5-bisphosphate binding; actin filament binding
Source: RefSeq, a predicted model, not a curated record
CUGCAGAACAUGGAGAUGGUGCCAGUGCCCACCAAAAGCUACGGCAACUUCUACGAGGGGGAUUGCUACAUCCUGCUCUCGGUAGGGCAGCCUGCGGUCCUGUGGGGGACUGGGGAUGACUCGAGCCAGGACGAGCAAGGGGCGGCCGCCAUCUACACCACCCAGAUGGAUGACCACCUGGGCACGGUGGCCGUGCAGCACCGUGAGGUCCAGGGCCAUGAGAGCGAGACCUUCCGUGCCUACUUCAAGCAGGGACUCAUCUAUAAGAAGGGCGGAGUGGCCUCGGGCAUGAAGGACGUGGAGACAAACACCUACAACGUCCAGCGCCUGCUGCAUGUGAAAGGCAAGAAGAACGUGGUGGCACAGGAGGUGGAGAUGAGCUGGAAAAGCUUCAACCGGGGUGACGUGUUCCUGCUGGACCUGGGCCAGCUCAUCGUCCAGUGGAACGGCCCUGAAAGCAACCGAAACGAGAGGCUGAAGGCGAUGACUCUGGCCAAGGACAUUCGGGACCGGGAGCGUGGGGGCCGUGCCAAGGUGGGCGUAGUGGACGGUGAGGACGAGGGGGCCUCGCCGGAGCUCAUGCAGGUCCUCAAGCAUGUGCUGGGUGAGAAGGGGGACAUCAAGGCAGCCACUCCUGAUGACAAAGUGGACCAGAAGCUCAAGUCCUCCCUCAAGCUCUACCACGUCUCCAAUGCCAGAGGGAACCUGGUCAUACAGGAGGUGGCUAUUCGACCCCUGACUCAAGACAUGCUCCUGCAUGAGGACUGCUACAUCCUUGAUCAAGGAGGUCUCAAGAUCUUCGUGUGGAAGGGCAAGAAUGCCAACAAGGAGGAGAAGCAGCAGGCGAUGAACAGGGCACUGGGCUUCAUCAAAGCCAAGAACUACCCAACCAGCACCAGUGUGGAGACAGAGAAUGAUGGGUCUGAGUCGACCAUCUUCAGGCAGCUGUUCCAAAAAUGGACCGUUCCCAAUCAGACCAGUGGGUUGGGCAAGACCCAUACUGUGGGCAAAGUGGCCAAGGUGGAGCAGGUGAAGUUUGAUGCCACCACGCUGUACGCCAAGCCUCAGAUGGCUGCCCAGCAGAAGAUGGUGGAUGAUGGAUCUGGGGAGGUGGAGGUCUGGCGCGUGGAGAACCAGGAGCUGGUGCCCGUGGAGAAGAAGUGGCUGGGCCAUUUCUACGGCGGGGACUGCUACCUGAUACUCUACACCUAUUUUGUGGGGCCCAAGGUGAACCGCAUCAUCUACCUCUGGCAGGGCCGCCAAGCCAGCACGGAUGAGCUGACCGCCUCCGCCUACCAAACCGUCAUCCUGGACCAGAAGUACAACAACGAGCCCGUGCAGGUCCGCGUCACCAUGGGCAAGGAACCGGCCCACCUGAUGGCCAUCUUCAAGGGCAAGAUGGUUGUGUAUGCGGGUGGCACCUCGCGGGCAGGCAGCAAGGAACCCACACCCUCCACCCGCCUCUUCCAUGUGCACGGCACCAAUGAGUACAACACCAAGGCCUUCGAGGUGUCUGUCCGCGCCUCCUCCCUCAACUCCAACGAUGUCUUUGUGCUCAAGACUCCCAGCUGCUGCUACCUCUGGUAUGGGAAGGGCUGCAGUGGGGACGAGCGUGAGAUGGGCAAGACGGUAGCCGACAUCAUCUCCAAGACAGAGAAGCUAGCGAUUGCAGAGGGACAGGAGCCACCUGAGUUCUGGCUGGCCCUGGGGGGCAAGUCUCAGUAUGCCAACAGCAAGAGGCUGCAGGAGAAGAACCCCUCCAUAUCCCCCCGACUCUUUGAGUGCUCCAACAAGACAGGCACCUUCUUGGCCACAGAGAUUGUAGACUUCACUCAGGAUGACCUGGAGGAGGAUGACGUUUACCUGCUGGACACCUGGUUUCAGGUUUUCUUCUGGAUUGGGAAAGGCGCCAACGAGUCGGAGAAGGAGGCGGCGGCGGUGAUGGCGCAGGAGUACCUGCGGGACCACCCCAGUGGGCGUGACCUCGACACCCCCAUCAUCGUGGUGAAGCAGGGCCACGAGCCCCCCACCUUCACCGGCUGGUUCCUGGCCUGGGACCCUCUCAAUUGGGCCGACAAGAAAUCCUACGAGGUGCUGAGAGCCGAGCUGGAGGACAAGAGCAGCCUUGGGCAGCUCACCUCAAUGCUCUCAUCCAAGCAAGAGGUCUUCACCCCCACCACCACCCUCCUCCCCGACAAACUGGACACCUUCCCCCUGCAUGUGCUGGUGAAUACCUCAGCCGAGGACCUGCCACGGGGUGUGGAUCCCAGCAGGAAGGAGUAUUACCUCUCCAACGAGGACUUCCAGGCUGUUUUCGGUAUGAGCCGCCCCGCCUUCAGCACCCUGCCCUUGUGGAAACAACAGAAGCUCAAGAAGGACAAAGGACUCUUCUAG